Messenger RNA from Sparassis crispa, 1092 nucleotides. Its product is annotated as glycoside hydrolase family 128 protein. Gene Ontology annotation, cellular component: fungal-type cell wall. Lineage: Eukaryota; Fungi; Basidiomycota; Agaricomycetes; Polyporales; Sparassidaceae. The coding region runs from base 1 to 1092 and encodes 363 amino acids. The transcript is spliced from 6 exons. Gene Ontology annotation, biological process: fungal-type cell wall polysaccharide metabolic process. The record is from RefSeq and is a predicted model, not a curated record.
AUGCCCACUAACAAAAUUCUCAAUUUGAUUGCCAUCGCGUCUGUGGCGAUUCUUGCGUGCUCUUUCGCCGCUACCCCCGUCAACGCGCUCUCCACCGGCGGGCAUCAUUUGGCUCGUCAUCCCAGUCAUGAUGGGUUGAUCAAGAGAAACAAGAACAAGAAGCGGCAGUCUCAGCGCUGCCAGCCGAGGCCUAGCAGCUCCGAUAGCCCGACUCCGUCCAGCACAGACGUCGCUCCUUCUAGCACCUAUAUUCCCCCUCCCGACACGACUUGGUCUCCCUCCCCCAGUCCUUCUCCGACACCCAGUCCGACGCCUACCCCCAGUUCGACGCCUACCCCAUCCCCUUCGGGGUCCGGCAAAGUGGGUAUUGCCUGGCCGGACAGCGAUGAUUCCACUCUUUCCCAGUUCGUGACGUCCUCCACGAAGUUCUUUUACAACUGGUCUUGCUACAAACCGCCUGGUGUUGAUGCUGCGGGCCUUCAAUUCUUCGCUAUGUAUUGGGGAGCCGCACAAGUGGACGACUGCAACAGCCAGGUUGUUCCAGGAUACGCUGCUGCCUUGAUGGGUCCGAACGAACCGGAGCAACCCGGCCAGUCCAACCUCUCACCCGGCGACGCUGCUACACUGUGGAUGAACAACAUUCAACCCAAGAAGAGCGAUGGUUUCCAACUCAUUUCACCUGCCGUGUCGUCUGGGUCCGCCGGUAUUCCGUGGCUACAAAGCUUCUUCGGUGCAUGCGAAGGUUGCACUUUCGAUUACUGCGCCCUGCACUGGUAUGGAACGUCUGCGCAGGAAUUCAUUUCCUACGUGGAGAACUUCUACAGCACCUUCUCAGGCAACUGCCCCAGUCUCUAUAUUACCGAAUAUGCUGACAUGAGCUUCACUGGAGGUGCCCAGGAUGAUCUCAGUGGGGUCUUCAACUUCUAUGGGACCGUGAAUCCUUGGAUGGAUACGACCAGCUAUGUCGCCGGCUAUUCUGCGUUUGGCAUUAUGACUGACCUGCAGGGAGUGAACACCAACAACGCCAUGAUGCAAUCCGACGGUACUCCGAGCAGCUUGGGUUACACCUACAUCUACGACUCUUGGGCCUGA